CUAUGGUAAUCAAUAAUGAUUGUCAGGUUGCUUCUGCUGACAUGCAUCCAAAUGCUCUCUCUGGCUCAGAGGCAUCUUUUCAUGGAUGAUUCCUGAAGUUCUGUGCAUGUUGAGGCACAGCAAGCUGAUUAAAUGAGAAUCCACCAGUAUAAUCACUUCACAGGAUCAUGUGACUGAGCUGCACCGCUCACACUUUCAUCUAGGAAACUCAAAUCAGUCCCCAGAGAAACAGACUGGCACUGAAUCCCAGCACGGCAGCCAGACUGGGAGCACUGGGAACGAGAGAGAGAGGGAGAGAGACACAGAGACACAGAGAGAGAGAGAGAGAUAACCUGCCCGGUGACGUCAGCAGCAGAUGGCAUCAAUGUUUUUACUGCUGGAAGAAGAAGAGAGACAGAGGAGAGGAAGGAGGAGGAGGAGGAAGAGAAGGAGGAGGACUGAUAUCUGCCGCUGAAAGCCUCUCUGAGUGUCUGGAAGCUUCAGGAAGAUGCUCUCUGGAAUUUAACACCAUAACUGGGAGAGAAGCUCGUCCGUCCUCUGACGGAAGGACAUCUACGUUAACAUGGACCACAGAGGUUGACUGGUCCAACUGAAGAAGAAGAAGAAGAAGAAGAAAAAGAAGAAGAACAAGAAGAGGCUCCUGAUAAAGAGGAGAACAUGCUGACUCUGCCUGUUGAUGAGCCGUCCUCCAACUGGACCAGCGGUCCCUCCAGAACCAGCUUGGCCACCAACCAAUCGGUCCGAUGGGUUAAGCCGGAGCCCGGAGGAGCCCUGGAGGACACGAUGGAGUCCAGGAGAGAGGACGAAGAGAGGGACGGUGGAGACGAGGAGGAAGAGGAACAAGUGGCUGAAAGUCUGAGAAGAAGGGGUUCUCAUAAAAAGAAGCCGAGCCAGGCCCGGCUGGACCGGAUUCGACUGCGGCGCAUUGAGGCCAACGCUCGGGAGAGGAACCGGAUGCACGGUCUGAACAACGCGCUGGACAGCCUGAGGAAAGUGGUCCCCUGCUACUCCAAGACGCAGAAACUGUCCAAAAUAGACACCCUCCGCUUGGCCAAGAACUACAUCUGGGCCCUCAGUGAGAUCCUGAGCACCGGGAAAAGGCCGGACCUGCUCACCUUCGUCCAGACUCUGUGUAAGGGUCUCACCCAGCCCACCACUAACCUGGUGGCCGGCUGUCUGCAGCUCAACUCCCGCAGCUUCACCUCGGAGCCGGGCGGGGAGGCGUUUCCCCUCUACCCAAACUAUCACCACCACCACCACCACACUCACCACCACGGUCAGGAGGUAGGGGGCUCCGGCCCGGCUGACGGCUGCAGGCCCCCGAGGCCCUUCGGCUCCUUCCGCGGACCCUACGAGGCUCUGUACGACAGCCCCUCUCCAGACAGCUCCGGCCCUCUGGACGCAGGGAUCCUCAGCCCGCCCAUCAACCUCAACGGGAUUUUCUCGGUGAAACACGAGGAGCCGGUGGAUUACCGGAGCUGUUACUACGGCCUCCGUUACUGCUCCAUCAGCCAGGGCUCCUCCGCAGACCUCGGCCCGUAUGACGUCCAGCUCCGGGGCCAGUUCUACCAGGUUCAGGAGGAACUAAAUAAGCCUUUCCUAAAUGAAUGAGCCACACAUGGAGAUGAUGAUUAAACAGAAGCCCAAUCAUCCCGCUGAUAUGGACAACAGUACAGUUAAAGCUGGUAUUUUUACUACAACGGACCACAGCGCAAUAAGAGAAAAGACGAAAGCCACAGGGAACUAUGCAUUUCUCAUUAUUAGACUACUAUUAUACAUGUAUUAUUACUUAAUAUUUAUUCAUUUGUAUAACUAAUAAUCAAUGCUUUUUUUUCCUUCUAAUUUUGUGCUUUUGUGGAAAGUAGCCUAUUGAGUGAAACUUUCAUUGAAAAUAUGUAAAUAACUAAUUCUAUGUUUGUAUAGCUGGAACUGUAUGUUAAGUGUUUAUUGGAAUCCUACAGCCACAUUGAUUUAGAUAUUGGUGGUAAUAAUGUUGUCUUAACACUCAGGCCUUACCAUGUUCAGGAGAUAAAUAAGUAUUCUCACCGCAACUAAUUCAAAUUGUACUUUAUUCAGACUUAAUGUAUUGCUACAGUUGGCCGACAGAAGAAUGUGCUGUUGAAAUGUGCAUGUGAUAUCGAUAUCAUCUGGAUUAUUUUUCUUCCUCAGUGGUGUAGAGGUGCUGCUGCUGUUGCUCUGUUUUUUACUGAAGACUUUUGCCUUCUUUUGAAAAUGCAUCACAAAUAUGACUAACGCUGCUGGGUUUCAUUUGGCAAAUUGUUAUCAGAUAAGGAGUGGAUGUUUAGGUGAGGUCGGUCUGUUAAUUCUGGUGCAGCUUUGAUUUAUACAACAAAUAAAACACAAGUUGAAACAAUCA
Sebastes umbrosus (honeycomb rockfish) is the source of this 2377-nucleotide messenger RNA. It is a transcript of the gene neurod6a, whose product is annotated as neuronal differentiation 6a. Gene Ontology annotation, molecular function: protein dimerization activity. Lineage: Eukaryota; Metazoa; Chordata; Actinopteri; Perciformes; Sebastidae. Bases 658 to 1611 code for a protein of 317 amino acids. The transcript is spliced from 2 exons. The record is from RefSeq and is a predicted model, not a curated record.